Leptosia nina is the source of this 5976-nucleotide messenger RNA. The record is from the annotation of a GenBank genome assembly. NCBI's taxonomy places the organism in Eukaryota, Metazoa, Arthropoda, Insecta, Lepidoptera, Pieridae.
AUGGUUUUCGGCCACCGCACGCCCACUAAACGACAACUUCCAGUAAAUAAUAAUAUACCUGACAAUACACCCGACAGUAACGCAACAGACGAAAUACUUACAAUGACAGAAAAACAGUGCACCGCAGGGCUGGAACCACCCGUCGCUAGCUUCUUUUCCCUUUCACCGUCGACAUCAGCUGACACGGCCUCCUCUAAUACAGGCACUGACGGUACCGAAAAACGAACUACGCCUAUAUCGGACACAUCUGAUUCUGAGGCUGUAUUCGGGAAGACCUAUAAGUCUAGAGAGACCGAAAUUAGAGGCAUCUUCCAGAAAAUAAAUAUCAAACUAGACAGUGCAAAGAAUUUAAGAACUGACAUAAAGGUAGAAGUGAAGGCAGCAACCAAGAGACUCCAGGAAAUAGUGAAGGACCUACUGAACGAAAGAAAGGAUCAAACAAAGGAUUAUCCGAACCCCACUAGAAGGAAAGAAGAAGAAGAAAAGAAAGAAAAAGCAAAAGAACAAACAGAGAUAGAAGGUAAAGAAGUAAGAAAUAUAAUAAAUAAAAUAGAGGAACAGAAGAAGCUAAUAGAAGAAGGAAAUAGAGAGAUUCAAGAAAUAAAGAAGAUAAUCAAGGAACAGAGGAAGGAAGAGGAAACCACCAGAAGAGAAUUAAAGGAAAGCAUUGAAGAAAGCAGUAGAGUAACAAGCGAACUGAGAUCCUAUGCUAGCGUAGUGGCAACAGGAAUCAGACCUGGAGAUAGAGAACGUGCACCAUCACAAAAUAACCAGGCAGCAGCUAAACACGCUAUUAUAAUCACCUCAAAUGGAACGGAAACAAGUGGAGAGAUAAUAGAAAGGAUAAGGACAACAGUAAAUGCAAAGACUACAGGAGUAAGAGUGGACAGGAUAAGAAAGGCAAGAGACCAGAAAGUAGUUCUAGGGUGCGAAACAGAGGAGGAACUGGAAAAGGUAAAGGAGAGACUAAAACUCGAUAGUAAACUACGAGUGGAAAAGGCGGUGAACAAGGAUCCUCUAGUUAUUCUAAGGGAUGUACUAUGCGUAAACACGGAUGAGGAGAUUAUAACAGCGUUAAAACUACAAAAUAAGAACCUUAUGAGCGAAAUGGAAAAAGAGGAAGAAGAAAGGAUUAUUAUAACGGACGACCGCAUCGAGCAGCACCUGAUCAUACAAGCAAAUCUGCAGAGAAAGGACGCCGCAACCAGCGAACUAAUCAUGGAGGGCCAGAGGAGAAGGGCUACGGCGGCGCUGGUUCAAGAGCCUUACAUUGGAAAGGAAGGUAGAAUGAAGGCGUACAGGGGGACCAGAAUAUUCCAGUGCGCGGGGAAAACCGAGAAGGUCGUCAAAGCAGCAAUCGUGCUGUUUGACACAAACACCGACGCAACACUGUGUCCUGACCUCACCACACCCAACAUCGUCGUGGUAAAGGUGAAAACCGACGCACAGGAUGUGUUCCUGGUCUCAUUCUACUUCGAGCCCGCGCCAACGACAAUAGAUCCCUAUCUCGACGAGCUGAGGAAGAUAAGGCGAGCUGUAGGACCAAGAGUGGUAUUCGCUGGAGACGCAAAUGCCAAAAACAGUCUUUGGGGAGGAGAAAUCACGGACAGGAGAGGGGAAGAUCUGAUGGCCACCUGCGCAGAGAUGGGACUGUAUGUGUUAAACGAGGGAACGACACCAACGUUCGACACAUACAGAGGCGGAAGGAACUUCAGCAGCUUUGUCGAUCUUACUUUCUGUACGGAAGAUCUACUUGGAUUCAUCGAUGGAUGGGAGGUCGAUGAAGGACUAACCAGUUCGGACCAUAAUGGUAUAGUGUUCAAAUUAAGGAAGACAAAACUGAAAGGGGUAGAAAUAGAAAGAACAACGAGAAUAUACAACACGGGAAAGGCUCACUGGAGCAAUUUUCGAGAAAAAAUCAGCCAGAUGCUAGAUGAAAGUAAUAUUAACAAAGAAGAAAUGGACAGGAUAAGAACAGAAGAAGAAAUAGACAGAACAGUACAUAAAUAUAUAGAUAUCAUAAAACAAGCAAGUGACGAGAAUAUACCUAAAAUAAGAAGUAAAUCAACACUUACCAUUUCAUGGUGGACGGAGGAACUGGCAUCUCUAAAGAAAGAACUUAGAACCAGGAAACGAAGAAUCAGAUGCGCAGCGCAAACCCGAAGAGCGGAGGUCGUAAAUGAGUACCUGAAACUAAAAGAAAAAUAUGAGAAGGGAAUAGAAGAAGCAAAGCUGGAAAGUUGGAAGGAAUUCUGUGGGAAACAAAGCAGGGAAGGAAUGUGGGAGGGAAUAUAUAGGGUUAUAAACAGAACAACAAUAAGGAGGGAAGAUAUGCCUAUGGUGAGAGAAGGGAGGGUGCUGGAAAUGGAAGAAUCCGCUGAAUAUCUUGUGCAAACUUUCUUUCCCGACGAUGUCAAAGAGGACGACAGUGAGGUGCACAGGGACAUCAGGGCCAAAGCGGAAACAAUAAACGAGAGAGCAGAAGACACAAACGACCCCCCUUUCACAGAGGGAGAGCUCAAGCUGGUCCUGGAGUCCUUUAAUCCAAAGAAAGCCCCAGGCCUAGAUGGCCUGACCUUCGAUAUUUGCCGGGCAGCCAUCUUUGUCGCUCCGCAUAUAUUUCUGGCACUCAUCAAUAAAUGUUUGGAAAUCGGAUUCUUUCCCACCAUCUGGAAGGAAGCCACAGUGGUAGUGCUUCGAAAGCCUGGUAGGGCAGACUAUACGACGCCGAAGUCCUACAGACCUAUCGGUUUGCUUCCAGUGAUGGGGAAAAUAAUGGAGAAAAUGUUCGUGAAAAGGGCAAACUGGUACAUUAUGCCAAGGAUGAGUGCCAGACAGUACGGAUUUAUGCCACAGCGAGGUACCGAGGACGCCCUCUUUGACUUGCUGAGACACAUCAGAGGAAAACUGAAUGAAAAGAAAAUUGCAGUAAUGGUCUCGCUAGACAUAGAGGGCGCCUUCGACAGCGCGUGGUGGCCUGCAAUCAGAUGUAGGUUGGCGGAAGUAGGAUGCCCGGUAAACGUAAGGAAAGUGUUCGACAGCUAUCUGAGAGACAGGAAGGUUAGGCUGCGAUAUGGGGGAAGGGAAGUGGAGAAGGCUAACACGAAAGGAUGCAUACAAGGAUCUAUAGGGGGACCAAUAUUGUGGAACCUUUUGUUGGAUCCCCUACUGGAAGGCUUGGAAAGAAAGGGCGUCUGCUGCCAAGCGUUCGCGGAUGACGUUGUCCUGGUUUUUGACGGCCAUACCGCGGGCGAGAUCGAGAGGCAGGCAAACACAACCCUAGCCUAUGUUCAGGAGUGGGGUGUCUUAAACAAGCUAAAAUUCGCGCCGCACAAAACCAAAGCCAUGGUUAUAACGCGGAAGCUAAAGCAUGACGCCCCACGACUGAGCAUGGGCGGGACAAGAAUUGAUGUGGUGAAGGAGGUGAAACUCCUCGGACUGAUAAUAGACGAGAGUCUCACCUUCAACACGCACGUCAAGACUGUAUGUGCGAAGGCCUACCAGAUCUACAGGCAGCUGGCCAGGGCCGCGAAGAUAGGUUGGGGCCUGGACACGACAAUCAUCAGGACGAUCUACACUGCGGUGAUAGAGCCAAUCCUGAUGUAUGCCGCGAGCGCCUGGGAGCAGGCAGCGAGAAAGAAGUGUGUGAAAGUCCAAUUAGACCGGAUACAGAGGCUCUUUCUACAAAAAAUCUGUAAAGCAUACAGAACUGUCUCGCUGCACUCGGGAUUAGUCCUCACUGGGUUACUUCCACUAAACUUGAGGAUUGAGGAAGCGGGAGUUCUGUACAAAAUAAAGAGGGGCUUGCAUCCCCUCCCAGAGCUAGACGCAGAACCAGAGGGCAGAUCGGACGCGUUGGAAGUACCACACCCUGCGGAUGAGCCCCUGUUGACAUUCACGACGUAUGACUCCGACUUAAACAUAGAGAGACAGACAGACGUGACAAAUAUCUUCACUGACGGUAGUAAAUCUGAUGAUGGGGUGGGUGCGGCAGUCGUUAUUUACAGAAGUAGGACAGACGAAAAAUCAGUGAAAAUAAAAUUAGCGUCUUACUGUAGUGUCUUUCAGGCCGAGAUGGUGGCGCUGCACAGAGCAUUUGAGCUAGCGGAGAAGGAAAAGAGCCCGACAAUAAAUGUCUGUAGCGACUCCAGAUCGGCACUGGAGGACAUUACAAGCGGCCGUUCUCUCAAUCCCCUCACCAGUCAAAUAAGGCGUAAAAUUAAUAAAAUACGUCAAUUAAAAACUAUAAAUCUCUUUUGGAUAAAGGCUCACGCUGGACACGAGGGGAAUGAGAGGGCGGACCUGCUAGCGAAGGAAGCCGCCCAAAACAAUAAAAAGAAGCCAGACUACGACCUUUGCCCAAUCUCUACAAUAAAAAGACUAAUUAGGACAGAAACGGUGCAGCGUUGGGAGGAGGAUUACCAAAACGGAGGAACAGCCUCAACAACGAAAAUCUUCCUCCCAACAGCUGCAGCCGCUUUUAGGGUCAUAAAGAGGGUGGGAUUGGACGGCGAAGCAACACAGGCUCUAACGGGGCAUGGUGGUUUCGCCGCAUAUCUCCACAGGUUCAAACGUAAGGAUAGCCCCGUUUGCGCCUGUGGAGACGAGGAUGAGACGGUGCCCCAUUUGCUGAUUCGCUGCCCAAUCCACGCUCUCGAAAGACACAAACUGGAAAACCGACUUGACAUUGACUUGACAGAAAGUAACUUAAAAAUAAUCAUGAUGGACGACGGGAUGAGGCCUCCUUUGCUACAAUUCUUUAUAGAACCCGUCCUGAUGUAUGCCGCGGGAGCAUGGGGGCAGGCCGUAAGUAAAAAGUGUGUAAGAGUCCAGUUUGAAAGAAUUCAGAGAGUGUUUUUACAAAGGAUAUGUAAGGCGUACAGAACCGCAUCGCUACACUCGGUUCAAAUCCUCACGGGAAUCCUUCCCAUUAACCUGAGGAUUGAGGAGGCGGCGGUUCUGUACAGGGUGAAAAGAGGUCUCAGCCCCCUUCCGUAUCUCGACGCGGACAUUGAGACCAGAGCCAGACCGAGCGAACUCCCACACCCUGCUGACGAGCCGCGUCUAGCCUUUGACCAUUACAGCCCAGAGCUUGGACUUGACCAACAGGCAGACGCGACAAACAUAUACACCGACGGCAGUAAGACGGAUGACGGGGUGGGCGCCGCAGUGGUAAUGCGGAGACUCGACAAAGAACUCAAGACUGUCAAAAUAAAACUGGCGACUUACUGUACGGUCUUCCAGGCCGAAAUGGUGGCGCUGCAUAAGGCUGUGCAACUGGCAACGAAAGUUGCCAGCCCAAAGGUAAACCUGUGCAGCGACUCCAGGUCGGCCUUGGAUGACAUAGUGAGCGGUCGCUCCCUCAGUCCCCUCGUUGUGCACAUUAGAGAGACCCUUGGGAGCCUCUCCAACCACAAGGAGGUGAGGCUCUACUGGAUUAAAGCACACGUGGGUCACGAGGGGAAUGAGAGAGCCGACCAGCUCGCUAAGGAGGCCGCACAUGACAAAAAGAGAAAACCCGACUAUGACAGAUGUCCAGUCUCAAAAAUAAAAAGACUGUUGAGAACCGACUCGAUUCGGCGGUGGGAGGAGGAAUAUGGAGUUGGAACAACGGCUUCUACGACCAGGUUCUUCCUCCCAACCGUCUUAUCUGCCCUUAAGGCAAUGAGAGAGGUGGGGCUGGACAGCGAGCUAACACAGGCCCUAACGGGCCAUGGUGGGUUUGCCGCUUACCUCCACAGAUUUAAAUUAAAAGAUGACCCUACUUGCAUCUGUGGGGAAGGCGACGAAACUGUACUGCACCUGUUAGCCCGCUGUCCAGUUCACGCGCGGGAUAGAGCGGAAUUAGAAAUGAGACUGGACAUAAACUUGACUGAAAACAGCCUGUCGGAAAUAUUCUCCAGCAAUAAAGCGAGGCCAAAAUUAGUAAAAUAUAUUAAGAAAAUUGUGCGUAAGGCAAACGCCAGGAAUAAAUAA